Molecule: messenger RNA, 291 nt
Organism: Oldenlandia corymbosa var. corymbosa
Lineage: Eukaryota; Viridiplantae; Streptophyta; Magnoliopsida; Gentianales; Rubiaceae
Source: the annotation of a GenBank genome assembly
AUGAGAAAUAAGAGGUGGUCAGGGGCAAACUGGCAAAGCGGGGAAGAAACGACGACGGAGAUUGAUCGACCGAUCGAUUGGCGACGAAAUUCGAAACAAAUUGGGGGAAAUGGCGUGGGUGGUGUUGGAAGCGUUCCUGCCGCUCGGAAUCAUAGCCGGCAUGCUCUGCGUCAUGGGCAACGCUCACCGAAGCACAUCGGUAACGACGUGUGGGACGUGGCCAUGGAAAGACGGGACAAGAAGCUCAUGGAGAUUCUAUCCUCUUCUUCUACUGCUACCUCUUCUGAUUAG